UGUUGUCCAAUUCAAGAUUUGUUAGUCCUGGAAAUAAUUUAAUUGAAAAAGGAUGUUUUGUCAAAUUUAGAUUAGUUACGUGGACUGGGGUGCAUAGGUUAGGAUACGCUUUGGUGAACUCAGACGAUGACUUCCGCUGCAAUGUAAACAUCCUUCUGGAAAGAACAAGUAGCAAGGAAAAUGAGCACACCAGUCAACGGUAUUAGGCGGAAAAGCAAUUCGGAGUCAGAGUCAAUGGAUCUUGUAAACGAUAAAAUGGUGACAUUUAACUUGGGUGAAAAUUUCACCGACGAAUCGGAUGGUGGUAGUCAAGUAAAUGGAGUGAAAAGGAGAAAUGCAAGAUUUUCAAGAACCAGGAGAACAAAGUCUCUGUAUGGUGUCAUGCCAAAUUGCAAGUUUGGUCCAUGUGGUUCCAUCUUGGAUGAUUCAGCAACCUCUUUGUCUUGUGACAACUGUUAUCAAGUACAGGGGAUUAAAGAAACUGGAGAUCAUCUACUACUUAUUUAUCCUCCAACAAAAGAUGGACAGCCUAAGACUCUCGGAAUGAGUUCCUCCCUAGGAAAAACUUUUCUGGUGGUUUGUAGCCUUUUUGCCUUAAUAUCCCUAGUGACUUCAGUGGAAUAUAAUCUGAAUGUUGAUACAAAAGACGUAAGAAAUGAUUUGACACAUUUCUGGAAGAGUACAGGCUUUUCUCCGCCAUUGCCUCACAAGGAUGCAUACAAAUUUGAAUUUAGCAAAGAUGUCCAACUGAACAUGGCUCUGAUUGGUUCACUUCCUCACACUGGUAUUAAACAGGUCAGAAUUCAUUGGUUGUUGGAGCUUGUUAAUGUGAAACAAACCAAUGGCAAUGUGACUUAUGAUUUUUCAAAAUUGGAUGAUGUGAUCAGUUUGCUAUGGACCUAUGGUUUAAAACCAGGAUUUGAACUUAUGGGAAACCCAUCAGGCAUUUUCAAUGACUUUGAUAACUCAACACAGGUAUACAUGUGGAAGGAUAUGAUAACCCAGUUAGCAUCAAACUACAUAGACCAGUUUGGCCUGAGCGAAGUCAUGGAUUGGAACUUUGAGACUUGGAAUGAGCCAGAUUGUCAUGAUUUUGACAACAUUAAGUUUUCAGUUCAGGGAUUUCUGAAUUAUUAUGAUGCCUGUUCAGAGGGUUUGCUAGCAGCCAGUCCCCUCCUGAAGUUUGGGGGUCCUGGGGAUGGUUGUGAUGGACCUGGAAAUACCAAGUUUUCUGAUGCUCUCCUAAAUCAUAUUGUCAAUGGGACAAACUUCUUCACAGGCAAAAAAGGCAACAGGAUAGAUUUUCUGUCAUAUCACAGAAAAGGAGAUGGUUCCUCAGCUAACAUUUAUCAGUAUGAACUUAAAACAGUGUCAGAAAUUCAGAAAAGAUUUCCAUCUCUCUCCAUGGUUCCUUUCUUUAAUGAUGAGGCAGAUCCGAUGGUGGGUUGGAAUAAAGAUCUAGCAUGGCGUGCAGACUCCACUUAUGCUGCUAUGGUUGCUAAAGUUAUAGCCCAACAUCAGAACAUGAUCUUGGCUAAACAACCGCCAUAUAUGAAUUACUCACUUCUUAGUAAUGAUAACGCCUUCCUGAGCUAUGUUCCACAUCAGUUUACUCAAAGAACUUUGACUGCAAGAUUCCAAAUGAACAAUACAGCAACCCCGUAUGUUCAGUUAGUUUUAAAGCCAGUUUACACUGUAAUGGCAGCAUUAUCACUUUUGGGAGACAAACAGUUACACGUAAACUUAACUACUUCAGGAGAGUUUGGUAACAAUAUUGUUUUGAAUGAUAGCAAUGUGGGUGCACUAGCAAGUCUUCAUGUACCUUACAAAGGUAUUCCAUCUUCAGAUGCUUUGCAAGUAGCUGUGCUUAUAUACAGCAGCAAUGACACCUCAUCCCUCACGAGGACAGAUUCAAUAAUUGUGAGUUUGAAUUUGGACAAAUCUGGUGACUUUGCAAUAGUGGAGUAUUACAUUGACAAUACUGUUACAAAUCCUUAUGGUGUGUGGCAGACACAGGGCAAACCAUCUUUUCCUUCUGUUCAGCAGUUCAGGGAAAUGCGUUCUCAAGAAGGGCUGAUGUCUUCACCUGUUAAAUAUUUUAUUAAAAAGAAAGAUUCCCAUAUAUACAGACACAGAUAUUCACAACUAUUACAGCCAGGAGUAAUACUAAUCCAUGCAUGUGCAAAAUCCAAACUUCCCCCAGACCAAGUGACGGGCAUUGUGGUCCACAACAUCACUGUUGGCCAAGUUUUGAUAACAUGGUCAGAUCACUGUGUAAACACCAAGUGCAUUCUGUACUAUGAUGUAGAAUUCUCCAAUAAGGCACAGAGUGGUCCAUUUACAAAAAUUAACAAUGACACUUCCAUCAUAACAGCCUUUAACUAUGCACCUAAUGUUAAAGUUCUAACAGAUGACUUGGUAGCUGGGUUUUAUCGUAUUCGAGCUGUGGACUAUUUUGAGAGGCCAGGAGCCUACUCGCUUCCUGUUCAGUACCCUGAUAAGACAUAAAACAACCCCUAACUGAAUUGUCAGCUUACACAAC
Molecule: messenger RNA, 2542 nt
Organism: Saccostrea echinata
Lineage: Eukaryota; Metazoa; Mollusca; Bivalvia; Ostreida; Ostreidae
Product: NAD kinase-like
Exons: 3
Coding region: 181-2508 (775 amino acids)
Biological process (GO): carbohydrate metabolic process; NADP+ biosynthetic process; NAD+ metabolic process
Molecular function (GO): NAD+ kinase activity; L-iduronidase activity
Source: RefSeq, a predicted model, not a curated record